Molossus molossus (Pallas's mastiff bat) is the source of this 718-nucleotide messenger RNA. It is a transcript of the gene MRPL14, whose product is annotated as mitochondrial ribosomal protein L14. The transcript has 3 exons. Gene Ontology annotation, cellular component: mitochondrion; ribosome. Lineage: Eukaryota; Metazoa; Chordata; Mammalia; Chiroptera; Molossidae. The coding region runs from base 123 to 560 and encodes 145 amino acids. Gene Ontology annotation, biological process: translation. The record is from RefSeq and is a predicted model, not a curated record. Gene Ontology annotation, molecular function: structural constituent of ribosome.
CCCGGCGCGCAGGCGCGGGGAGAGAGGCCGCGUGGGGUGCAAGGGGAGGCGGCGCUUGGCCGGUGGGGCCCGCGGCGGGAUAUUCCCGGGCGGCAAGAGCGGGUUUGCCCUCUGGGGAUCCCAUGGCUUUCUUUCCUGGGCUGUGGGGUCCUUUCACCCACGUGAGCAGAGCACUCAGCCAGCGCUGUUUAAGCACCAGCGGGACCCUCAGAGCAAUUCAGAAGAUGACGCGGGUGCGUGUGGUGGACAACAGUGCCCUGGGCAACACCCCAUACCACCGCCCUCCUCGUUGCAUCCACGUCUAUAACAAGAGUGGGGUGGGCAAGGUGGGUGACCGGAUACUGCUGGCCAUCAAGGGACAGAAGAAAAAGGCGCUCAUUGUGGGCCAUCGCAUGCCCGGUCCUCGCAUGACCCCUAGGUUUGACUCCAAUAACGUGGUCCUCAUUGAGGACAAUGGGAACCCUGUGGGGACCCGAAUUAAGACACCCAUCCCUACCAGCCUGCGCCAGAGGGAAGGCGAGUUUUCCAAGGUGCUGGCCAUUGCUCAGAACUUUGUGUGAGCAGAGCCCGGCCGCCAGCCGCAGUGGGGCUCAUGAAUGGAGCAGUUCCCAAAACUGCGCCUUUGUUGAUGGGGGGCUUGGGGUCCAGGGGCUGGGGAACAGUGUCCUGUGAGAAAUAAACAUUUUCACCUGUUUUCUUCCUGAGCUUCCUGGAAUGU